AAAAAAAAAAAAAAGCUAUUGACCGCAACUGAUCUGUUUCAGUGCAGAGCAAAGAGCAGAGCAAAGCUGUUGCGUUACUUUAUUUCCUUUCGGGGAGAAGAAAAAAGAGAGGGAGAGAGAGAGAGAGAGAGAGAGAGAGAGAUAGAAUCUCGCGCGAGACGUUUUCACGCCAGAUUUCUUCCAGCUUUCCAGCUUUCCUAUCGCACGCGCACUCACAGUUCUCCGAAAGGUCACGUUCCUGUACCUACUGGAGUGAGAUGUACUGAGAUCUGGCCCACACCAGUCUUUUCUUCUUCCUCUGCUCAACUCUGAGGGUGUGGCCAGUGAUGCGAUUACCGUGGAGACUGGGCGUCGCCCUGCUACUGGGGGCAUUCUUCAAUACCAGGCAUCUCACCCACGCUCUAGACAUUCCGUUGGAGAUUGUGCAGCCGCCAACGAUAACAGAGCAGUCACCCGUCACCCUUAUCGCUUUGUCCUUUGAUGAGAGCUUUGCAGUCAAGUGUGAAGCCAAAGGCAACCCUGAUCCAGAAUUCAAAUGGACAAAGAACGGGCAAGAUUUUGAUCCCUAUCAGGACCCCAUGUUGGUCACUAAUGAAGCCUCUGGAACUUUUAUCAUCCCGAACAAUGGGAACCUCACUGAAUACCAAGGCACCUAUCGCUGUUACGCUUCCAACAAGUUCGGAACUGCCAUGUCAGAGGAAAUUGAAUUCAUCAUUCCCAAUGUUCCGAAGUUCCCAAAAGAGAAAAUUGAUCCAAUCGAGGUUGAAGAGGGACAGCCAUUUGUUCUGGAAUGCAAUCCGCCUAAAGGAAUUCCUCCACUGGAAAUCUACUGGAUGACUAUCAGCAUGAAGCAAAUAGAGCAGGAUGAGAGAGUGACUGUGGGGCUGAAUGGGAACCUCUACUUCUCCAACGCCAUUCAGACAGACAGCCGGAGAGAUUACUGCUGCUAUGCAUCCUUCCCAAGAAUACGUACCAUCGUCCAGAAAACCGCCAUGUCCGUUAUUGUCAGCAACUCCAAGUCAAUGAGUCAAUCUGGUAGUGGAAGGGGAACAGCCAACGCCAUUCUGGAGAGGAAGCCCAGUCUUCUGUCGCCCUCUGGUGGCCAAACAUACACUCAUAUUUUGAAAGGGGAGGAACUGCUAUUAGAAUGCAUUGCUGAAGGCUUCCCAACUCCGGAGGUCGAGUGGAAAAAGAUAGGAGAGAAACUUCCUGACCGAGCUGUGUUGAAGAAUCAUGGGAAGCAUCUCACCAUAGAAGAAGUGAUAGAAGAUGAUGAAGGGAAAUACAUGUGCAAGGCCUAUAACGCACAUGGAGAAGCUGUGCAUUACUUCCACGUAGCAGUGGAGGAGCCUCCUAAGUGGGAUAUCGAACCCAAGGGACAGCUGAAUGUUAUCGGAGCUGAUGUCAUCAUCAGCUGUGCUGCAUAUGGCAAGCCAGUACCCUCUGUGAAAUGGAUGGUGAACGGGCGUUCUAUUAGUGAGGUUCCAGCAACCAACAGAAAAGUGGUUGAUGACACCAUCAUGAUCCACAACGCCAGCCCCAGUGACAGCGCAGUUUAUCAGUGUGAAGCCUCCAACAGACACGGAACGCUACUGGCCAAUGCUAACAUCAUGAUCAUGAACCUGCAACCGCUGAUCCUGACAGAAAAUAAUCUUCAGUAUUCAGCAGUGGAGGGAUGGCGAGUGAUCAUGCACUGCAGGGUGUUCAGCUCACCACCCUCAGCUAUCAUCUGGAGCAAGGAUGACAGUGCUGAUGCUAUAGAGGGAGCGAGGUUCUCCAUACAUGCAAAUGGGUCACUGGAGAUCCACAGCGUGAAGGGGGAGGAUGAUGGCGAGUACACAUGUGUCACUGAAAACACUGAGGGCAAACUGGCCAUCACUGCCUUGCUGGAGGUUAAAGCUCCCACUAAGAUAGUGAAUGCUCCUCGGGACCAGCGUGUUUUGGUAGGCACCACAGUUCAGUUCUCAUGUCGGGCUGAAGUAGAUCCGUCCUUCAGUGAGGAUUAUGAAAUAAUCUGGGAAAAAGAUGGCAUCCCUCUCAACGACAGUGAAAGCACUGGCUAUUUUGUAGAUGGAGAGAUGCUGCAGAUUGUCAAUGUGAGCUUCAGUGACCAGGGUGUGUACGUGUGUGUGGCCAGAAGUCCAGUGGAUCAGGAUAGAGCCACGGCACUGCUUACAGUACUGGAUGUACCAGACGCCCCGCAAGGUGUGGUGCUCGCUGAACGCAGAAACAGGACUGUGAAACUUAAAUGGAUCCCAGGAGAUGACCAUAACAGCACUAUCACAGAGUUCAUCAUCGAAUAUGAGGAGAGCCAGUGGGAGCCAGGCAGGUGGAAGGAGCUGGUGCGAGUGCCUGGAAAUCACCACUCGGCGCUGCUGAAGCUCCACGGGCACGUAGACUACAGCUUCCGCAUCUCAGCAGUAAAUGAAGUGGGAAAAGGACGACCUAGUAGAGCCAGCGACAGAUACAAAACCCCAGCCUCAGCACCUGACAAGAACCCUGAAAACAUCAAAAUAGAAGCUCAUUUGCCACACGAAAUGGAUAUCAACUGGAAGCCCUUGUCCCCUAUGGAACACAACGGGCCUGGUUUGGAGUAUAAAGUGAGCUACCGGCGACAGGAUGUGGAUGAGGAGUGGCAGGAGAACAUGGUAAAGAGGCACUCAUUCGUGGUGAAGAACACGCCAACAUUUGUCCCUUACGAGGUUAAGAUCCAAGCCAAGAACCAUGCUGGCUGGGCUCCUGAACCUGAAACCAUAGUCGCCUAUUCAGGAGAAGACUUCCCAUCAGCAGCACCAGAGGAUGUAGCAGUGGAGGUGAUGAACAACACAGUGGUGAAGGUCAGCUGGAACCGCCUUCACAAGGACAAAUUGCACGGACAUCUGGGAGGCUACAGGGUUCAGUGGUGGCGUCUGCGAAGUCUCUUGAACUUGAGGAAAAUGCAUGGUGAUAAACACACACUCAUGUUUCCCGGAGACAGAAAUCAUGCUCUAAUCCCAGGGCUCCAACCUUUCUCCGAAUACAGUCUCAUUGUCAUGGCCUACAAUGGACGAGGCAAUGGACCAGGAAGCCACCCGGUCACUUUUAAAACUCCAGAGGGAGUUCCAGAUCAGGCUGCGUUUUUCAGGGCUACAGAUGUUCAGAAGCAUGCUCUCACACUUAGCUGGUCUCCUCCAGUGGAGGCUAAUGGAGUUCUUACCAGCUGUGUCCUGCAAUACCAGCUAAUUAACAACACAGAGGAAGUGGGACCCCUCCAAACUGUGAACAUCACCAACCCAGAUACAAAUAAAUGGCACCUCAGGGACCUGGAGCCUGUUAGCCGCUACAGGUUCUACCUGUAUUACUGCACACAAACAGGCUGUGGCCCAGCGACUAGUGAGGAGUACAUCACCAUCCCAGAAGCACCUUCAACAGAUGUGCCCUCUUUCACCAUCAGACAGUCCAGAACUCAUUUGACUCCAAGAAAACCUUCUGUCUCCCCUGUGGCUAAAGCCACACUUUCUUCUAUAGCACCCACUGUGUUGAACAUUAGUGCCUCAGUUAGCGACAACUUUGCAAAUAUCAGCUGGAUUCUGGGGAAGGAUCAAAUGGAUUCAGAGUUAUAUGUUGCAUAUAUGAAAAACCGUGAAGGUAACUGGAAGAUAUCUGAGGCCGUUAACUCCUCUAAGACUUUCCUGGUCAUUAAGGAGCUGGAGCCUGGGACAGAAUAUACAGUACGCGUUAUGGCUAAAAGCUGGCAUGAUAGUUCUAGCAUUUUUGAAGAUGUUAUCAGGACCAGGGCCAAAGGUUUGGCCAGCAUUCACAGUGGAAUUUCAAAUCAGGGCUGGUUUAUUGGACUGAUGUGUGCUGUGGCUUUACUUACGCUCAUCGUGCUCAUCGCCUGCUUUGUAAACAGGAACAAAGGAGGGAAGUACUCGGUGAAAGAGAAGGAAGAUCUCCAUCCAGACUUGGAGUCUCAAGGCAUAAAUGAUGACACUUUCUGUGAAUACAGUGAUAAUGAUGAGAAGCCGCUGAAAGGCAGCCAGCACUCACUAUCUGGAGACCUGAAGCGAGGGGACAGUGGGGACAGCAUAGUGGACUAUGGCGAUGAGGAUGCACAGUUUAACGAGGAUGGAUCCUUUAUUGGAGAAUAUGCUGGACAGAAGGAAAGGGCAUCCAUGGAAAUCAAAGGAACAUCUCAGAGCAAAGCAUGAAAGGACAAAUCCUAUUUGAUAUUGCUUACAGAUAUUUGGCACAGGGACAAAAAAGGGAAAAAUUGACAUAAUCCCCUCAAAUAUGACUUUUGGUUAAAAAAAAAAUAUACAGUAAUUCAUGUGUUUAUUGUCAAUCAUGCUCUCAUUCUUAUGUUAUUUUAUAAGGUUUAGUUUCACACAAAUUGUAACAGAUCAUUCAAUCAUUUUCAGCUGUAUAUAGAUGUCAGGUAUUCUUUUUAUAUUUUUGAAAUGAUGUCAAAGCUGCCAAGAAUAUGUUCAUUUUUGUUGUUAUGUUUUUUUGUUGUUUUGUUUUUUGUAAAGGGAGUCUUGGUAAUCCUAAUGUAAAAUAAGAGAAAAAAAAAAGGAGACGUUCCAGUCUUAAUUUGUUAUGCACUGUGAGGUCUCUGGGGUCUCUGCAUUGUCUUCUUGUAGUCAAGCAAAUUUUCUGUUAGAGUAUGAAACUAUGUUUUUUUUUCCCUCUUUUAUUUUCUAGGCAAAUAUUAUUGACAUUUUAUAUUCAGAUCUGCAUUCAUUAAAUGUAAUUAAAUAUGUGUACAAAAAGCUGUUCAUUAAAUUAUUUCCCGUUUUAAAAGUAUGCAGACUAGAAGACAAAGACAAGAUGAGGAUUAUAUAAGCAACUUGUCAUUCUUAGUCACUAAGUCUGUAAACAUAUCCAGUAUUCAAGCUACACUAACCAAUAGCCAUAUACAGUGCAAUCAUUGUUAUGUUGUGUUUGCUUCUAUUAACUCAUUGUAGUUUGAGCAAUAUACAGUACCAUCAUGAUAUGUGAAAUAUAUAUUGUAAAAAAAAAGACUUGUGUUAUCACCUUUAUAAUGUUUUCAGCCUUGCAUUUAGUAUUGUCAUAUCACAAGGGCUUUACAGAAAAGCAAAAAUGCACAUAUAUGCACUCUCUUAGUAAAUACUGUUGCAACUGUGGCUCACUUUCACCAGUUGUUAAUCUGUGAGAAAAUGUAAUUCCAGCUGAGCAUUUGACCCAACAGACAUUCGGCUUGUUCUCGAGUUUUGAGCAAUACCAUCAGGGUGAACCUCCCAGUUCUAAACACGAUAUUUAACUAGGCCAUUGGAUUCACACGUAACUUGACUUACCAUAACAGAGUAGAAUGGCAUUUGAAAUGUUAAGUUAAAUUUGAAUGGCAUCAGGCAGCUCCUCUGUACAAACAUGUUUGUGUUUGCAUGUUUAUGGAUGUUGAAUGAUGUUUCGCACAGAUUUGACAUUAAAUUUUAUUACUUGUCUUUUUCGGA
This is a messenger RNA of Pangasianodon hypophthalmus (striped catfish), 5453 nucleotides long. RefSeq names its product cell adhesion molecule L1-like b (gene chl1b). The transcript is spliced from 30 exons. Bases 327 to 4190 code for a protein of 1287 amino acids. Lineage: Eukaryota; Metazoa; Chordata; Actinopteri; Siluriformes; Pangasiidae. Gene Ontology annotation, cellular component: axon; plasma membrane. Gene Ontology annotation, biological process: axon guidance; cell-cell adhesion. Gene Ontology annotation, molecular function: protein binding. The record is from RefSeq and is a predicted model, not a curated record.